Messenger RNA from Exophiala bonariae, 1686 nucleotides. RefSeq lists its product as uncharacterized. Gene Ontology annotation, cellular component: mitochondrial small ribosomal subunit. The transcript has a single exon. Gene Ontology annotation, molecular function: structural constituent of ribosome. The coding region runs from base 1 to 1686 and encodes 561 amino acids. Gene Ontology annotation, biological process: mitochondrial translational initiation. NCBI's taxonomy places the organism in Eukaryota, Fungi, Ascomycota, Eurotiomycetes, Chaetothyriales, Herpotrichiellaceae. The record is from RefSeq and is a predicted model, not a curated record.
AUGAUCGACCGUAACGUUCGCGCAUCGAAACUUUGGUACGAACUGUUUGCGCAGGACUCGUUCGAGAAAUGCUCACGACUUCUGAGCUUCGAGGAAUCUGACUUACCAAUCGGGUUGGCUGUCGUAGCGAUGAGUGCUGCACGGCUAUCGCCAUCGGCAAAUCUGCUACGAAACUCGAGGCUGUUCGCCAUACCAUCAGCCCUACCCCUACCCGUCGCUCCAACUUAUACAGAGACACGCAGCUCCGACACAGCCACCACAAUCUAUCCCAUAAGAGCCGCACUAGAAACCCCAAAAACAUCAUUGAAAAGAGGUGACUGGGGACUGAAGCGAGCUUUACCGAUCAAAACCACCACAAAAACUGGCACACCAACUUUCAGGAUAAGAGGAGGUAUUGACACACCACAGCACACGGCGGAUUUCGAAUCAGCUGCCGAUCAUGUCAUAAACCUCAAGAAGUUCCAAGAGCUGGACUUGCGCAUCACACUUCCAGAUGAGAAAGGAAGAGUGAAACGUGACAACCUCAGUCCCUUUGCUCCAGAUCUCGAUAAUACUACGGUAGACACUGUUCCCGUGAUUGUCCAGCAAGAUGAGCCGACUGCCUGGCUUAAGGCUUCCGAGACACAGCGGGUGUCUAAACUACCCGAACACCUCAAGAUCACUCUUGAGCAAUUCAAGGAAGACAUGGCUGUGGAGGCAGAAUCUGAUGAGAGCCCAGCCGCAGGAAUUGAAGCCACUGCAGCUCCGAGUUCAACCAAGUCCGAAAAACGACGAUGGCGCUAUACUGGUCCAUACCUGGCAGGAAUCACACAGUACGAGUUUGAUAAGUUCUUGAGCAAAAUUACAGCAAAAGAGAGGGGUGCUUUUCGAGAUAAGGUUAAGCAACAUCUGAUCUCACAGCGAACCACGGAGCGGCGUUCAAAGGCAUUGGAUGAGGGCCUUUCGGAGGAAUCAGCUACCCAAAGCGCCAUUACCGUGACCGAAGAAGAAGUCACAGAACAUCUCCGAUAUCUGAGAUCAGAGCCUGGUCAAUUCGGUCCUUUGAUUGCCACUUUCUUUGAUCUCGCAGAUGGACCACAGCAAGAACUUUCUGGCAGCGACCCUUGGUCGUACGGACGAGACACGAUCACAGCACUUCGAUAUAGGCAGACAGGGCCUCCUACAACACAUCCUUCAGCAGGUUUAUCAUACCAAUAUUCUGGCAGAUAUGUCCUGAAUGAUGUCAAGAUUGGUCCGAUUGAAGGCCGACAGCCAGCCGCCGGUCGCAUUCUGCAGUCAUCCGCCCUAAAUGAAACACAGGCCAGGCCUCUAUUGGGUGUCGCAGGCUUUGUCGCCAGCAACCCAAAUAAGCAGGAAAUUGGCAAUGUCAAGUGGGACCCUGUACCUGGGGGACCAAGGUGUGUGGUCAGCCCUACCGCCGCCCUUGUUGGGCAAUCAGGCAAGCUUGAAAUCCAAGCCAGCGUCAAGACGAAUUGGCAUUUGAAGGACAAUGUGCCAACCCCAGAUUCGGAGAAGAAGUCUUCCGGAGAACAACUUCCGGCCGCUGCAAGGUCAAGAUCGCUGCGGACACCGUCACUGCGGAGAAGUCCAGGAACGCGUGUCAAUAUCGAUAUGGAUCUGGUGGAGGAGAUGGACCGUCUGAAUCGUUCUGCGUCGCAGAGCUCCAACCUUACUGGUCGUGUCUAG